Messenger RNA from Cooperia oncophora, 372 nucleotides. The record is from the annotation of a GenBank genome assembly. NCBI's taxonomy places the organism in Eukaryota, Metazoa, Nematoda, Chromadorea, Rhabditida, Trichostrongylidae.
AUGUGGCAGCCAGCCAAGCCCAAGGAUGAAUCUAAGAAGCCAGAUACCGGCAAAUCUCCCGAAAGUAAAACGAAAGAGGUGCAAUCUGCAGAAUCCAAAAAGGCUAAGGAAGUAGUUGCACCUCUUAGUAAGGAAACUGCAAAGAAGAGUGAGAAGGAAAUCCCAUCGUCUUGUUCUUCGAAAGGAGUGAGCCCUGCUAUGAAGAGUCCGAAAGAACCCGUGAAAAAAGACGGAGCAACGGCUGAAUUGACUAUCACACAAAUCGAUAUUGAUUCACGCGGGAGAAAGACGAUUUUAAAGAUGUGGAAAUUAGAACAAAGCCAGUGUUUGGCAGAAGAUCAAAAUUUAAGCGGUCGAAGAGGUGAUUGGUGA